Molecule: messenger RNA, 378 nt
Organism: Penicillium samsonianum
Lineage: Eukaryota; Fungi; Ascomycota; Eurotiomycetes; Eurotiales; Aspergillaceae
Exons: 3
Coding region: 1-378 (125 amino acids)
Source: RefSeq, a predicted model, not a curated record
AUGAAAUUUGAGUGCAUUGUUCUUGCAUGGAGUGAGGAGAAGAGCUCUCCCUUGCGAGUCCAUCACUCGGCGGCCCCCAAGGCUAUCAUCGGUGCAGUCGCGGGUGGCCUUGGUGGAGGUGCUAUCUCUGGGGGCAUUGUCGCAGGCGCCAAGGACCGCCGUGACCUGCCUUCUGGUGUUUCCCAGGAAUCUAUGGACCAUCCAGCUGCUCGUGCCGACAAUGUUCCGCUAGCCUGUAUGAACCUUGCUACUGUUCUUCUCGACAAGCCUGCCCAGGCAGGUGGCCCUGUUCCCGUUCCCAUGGGAAGCGCUAGCCUCGAGUACCAUGGUCUUAGCGCUCAAGACAAGAAGGACCUUCAGGCUGCUCUGUCUAGUUAA